Molecule: messenger RNA, 6559 nt
Organism: Larimichthys crocea (large yellow croaker)
Lineage: Eukaryota; Metazoa; Chordata; Actinopteri; Sciaenidae
Gene: mink1
Product: misshapen-like kinase 1
Exons: 32
Coding region: 1166-5068 (1300 amino acids)
Biological process (GO): protein phosphorylation
Cellular component (GO): cytosol
Molecular function (GO): protein kinase activity; ATP binding
Source: RefSeq, a predicted model, not a curated record
AGCACCGUAGCCAUCCAAAAAGGCGAAAACACUUGAGGAGCGUUGCGUGCGAGGGAGAGAGAGAGAGAGAGAGAGAGAGAGAGAGACAGAGAGAGAGAGAGAGAGAGAGACAGAGAGAGAGAGAGAGACAGAGAGAGAGAGAAGGAGGGAGGACUCUCGGAAGCAAAACAUGGCGUAACAGCAGCUCUGUUUGAAGCUCCUCCGUGUUUUCGGAUUUGAAGCGUUUAAAAACUUUAAAUAAGUCUCGCGCCGCGCUCGGUGUUCGGUGUAACGGCUGGUGACGGUGACGGUGACGGUGUUGAGGACAGAGCCCGCCUGUGUGCUCCGGUUCCCCCGGUCAGGCUGCAGUUUGUCGGGCUGUCAGCGCAGAAUGAACAAAGUUUAAUCUGGAAACUUUAGCUUUAGCUGCUAGCUGUGUUUAGCUCGGAGCUCGCGCAGAGCUAACUCUGACGUUCGGGUGCUCGCGCGCACCUGACUCGGCGGCGCUCGGCUUUUCCCGGAGCCUCGGCGGAAACACACGAAGACACAAAGUCGUGUUAACAAGUUUGACAACUGCCGCCAAACGACGCCAUCGUUCCCGUCGUGCGUUAAUCAGCUGCGGGAGGGACGUGCGUGAGUCUGAGGCGGGAGGUGACAGCCUGACAGGCGGGUCGGAGGUUCUGCUGCGGUGCGGACGGACCCGGACGCCAUCACAUCUCACACACACACACACACACACACACACACACACACAGAGACAGACAGACGCUGCGUUCUCCUUUAAAAAAAAAAAUCUGCGUUUGUUUGAACCGCAAAUGUGAUUUUAACGCUUCUUCAUCUGCGUGAUCGGGACUGUUAUUUCUCGAUCGUUCGCCGGCGGCUCGCCCGGAUCAUGACCGCAGCAAGGUGUCCAGCACCGGAGCUGCAUCGCGUCGACAGGCUGCCAGUCGGUUGAACGGUGGCCCCGGCUAACGGUGACGUUACCAGCUCUGCCGUGUUUACGUGAAGUUACCGGAUUCAUAUCAGCGAGAGAUCUGCGGUGAAUCCACCGCACGGCCCCGGCUGGGUGCGUCUGUCUGCGUGUUGACAGCUUCCAGCUGCUAGCUGUAUUUACACACACACACACACACACACACACACACACACAGUGUGUGUUAUCACAGGCUAACUUUAAGUUCGUGCAGCCAUGUCUGAAAACGCCCCCACACGAAGCCUGGACGACAUCGACCUCGCAGCUCUGAGGGAUCCAGCAGGAAUCUUUGAGCUGGUCGAGGUUGUCGGCAAUGGGACAUAUGGACAGGUGUACAAGGGCCGUCACGUGAAGACGGGCCAGCUGGCGGCCAUCAAGGUGAUGGACGUCACCGAGGAGGAAGAGGAGGAGAUCAAGGCGGAAAUCAACAUGCUGAAGAAAUACAGCCACCACCGCAACAUCGCCACAUACUACGGUGCCUUUGUGAAGAAGAGUCCACCGGGACACGACGACCAGCUCUGGCUGGUGAUGGAGUUCUGCGGGGCCGGAUCGGUGACCGACCUGGUGAAGAACACUAAGGGCAGCUCUCUGAAGGAGGACUGGAUCGCGUACAUCUGCAGAGAGAUCCUCAGGGGCCUCUCUCACCUCCACGCCCACAAAGUGAUCCACAGAGACAUCAAGGGUCAGAACGUGCUGCUGACGGAGAACGCGGAGGUCAAACUGGUUGAUUUCGGGGUGAGCGCUCAGCUGGACCGGACCGUCGGCCGUCGGAACACCUUCAUCGGCACACCUUACUGGAUGGCACCUGAGGUCAUCGCCUGUGACGAGAACCCCGACUCCACCUACGACUACAGGAGUGAUAUCUGGUCUUUGGGGAUCACGGCCAUCGAGAUGGCAGAGGGAGCUCCGCCCUUGUGUGACAUGCAUCCAAUGAGAGCGCUCUUCCUGAUCCCCAGGAAUCCCCCUCCCAAACUCAAGUCCAAGAAAUGGUCCAAAAAAUUCAUUGACUUUAUAGAGGGCUGUCUGGUGAAGACGUAUCCCAGCCGACCGUCCACGGAGCAGCUUCUCAAGCACUCGUUUAUCCGGGACCAGCCCACCGAGCGGCAGGUCCGGAUCCAGCUCAAAGACCAUAUCGACCGUACGCGCAAGAAGAGGGGAGAGAAAGAGGAGACGGAGUACGAGUACAGCGGCAGCGAUGAAGAGGAUGAAAACCGCGGAGAUGACAGAGAGUCGAGUUCGAUCCUCAACGUGCCCGGCGAGUCCACCCUGAGGCGGGACUUCCAGCGCCUGCAGCAGGAGAACAAGGAGCGCUCGGAGGCUCACAAGAGGCAGCAGGCUCAGCUGGCCGCUCAGCGCAGAGACCCCGAGGAACACAAGAGGCAACUGCUGCACGAUCGGCAGAAACGCAUCGAGGAGCAGAAGGAACAGCGCCGCCGCCUGGAAGAGCAACAGAGAAAAGAGCGAGAGAUGGUGAGGCAGCAGGAGAAAGGUCCCCACCGGAGGCUCGACGACAUGAGACGGGAGGAAGACAGGAGGCUGGCCGAGAGGGAGCAGGAGUUUAUCAGACACAAGUUAGAAGAAGAGCAGCGGCAGUUAGAGAUCCUUCAGCAGCAGCUGCUUCAGGAGCAAGCACUGCUCAUGGAGUACAAGCGGAAGCAGCUGGAGGAGCAGCGUCAGUCGGAGCGGCUGCAGAGGCAGCUGCAGCAGGAGCAUGCAUACCUGGUGUCUCUGCAGCAGCAGCAGCAGGAGAAGAAGCCACAGCUCUACCACUACAACAAAAACCUGGAGCCCAACAACAAACCCACCUGGGCCCGCGAGGUGGAGGAGCGAAGUAAGCUCAACAGACAGGGCUCCCCCAAGAUCUGCACCACCGUCUCCGACACUGCCAUCCAGUCCCGCUCUGACUCAAUCAGCCAGUCAGGAGUGGUCCAGUCUGCUCAGACCCCCCCGAUGCAGCGGCCUGUGGAGCCCCAAGGAGGGCAGGGAAAGUUCCAGAUGGCUCACUUGGUUCCACUGAAGCCUUAUGCUGCCCCUGUCCCUCGCUCCCAGUCUCUCUGUGAUCAGCCCACUAAGACCAUGUCCGCCUUCCCCACCCAGGAUCCCUCCCUCACCCCCACACCUCGCCCCAUCCACUCCAGAGAGCUGGUGCGUCAAAACUCGGACCCCACCUCUGAAACCCCGGCACCGCAGACACACCAGAUCCGAGAGGAUCGCGGGCCCUGGAUCCGCCUGCCAGACGUGGAACUCCCACCUAAGAUCCCUCAGAGGACAGCGUCCAUCGCCACAGCUCUCAACACCAACCUGACCUCUGGCAUAAGGCACCCAGUCAGAGCCAGUAAUCCAGAUCUGAGCCGCAACGAUCGCUGGGAGAGAGGAGACAGUAUGAGCAUCAUCUCCAAUCUGCCGCAGACCGGCUCUCUGGAGAGGCAUCGUAUCCUCAGUUCCUCCAAAAUGGAUUCGCCCAUUCUGUCCCAUGACAGUCGUCACAAGCCGGGGGAGUCUCGCACGUCCUCCCGCCCCGGGCGUCCUGCUAGUUACAAGAGAGCUAUAGGAGAGGAUCACGGCCUCUUUGCUAAAGAGCGUGCUGAGGAGCAGCCGCGACCUCCGGUGAAGGCCAACGACUACUCCUCUUCUUCAGAGAGCAGCGAGAGCAGCGAGGAGAGCGAGAGCGGCGAGGGAGCUGAGGAGGAAGAAAGCCCCACCGACCGCCACCGCGAUGCAGACACCGACUCCGUCAACACCAUGGUGGUUCACGAAGACGAAGGCGAGGGGGGAGAGGGCGAGCAGGCCGGAGGGUACGGGGAUCAGACCAUGCUGGUGCAGAGGACCCCAGAGAAGAGGAGCCAUAACGGCUACACUAACUUGCCAGAUGUGGUGCAGCCCUCUCACUCCCCGACCGACUCAGCCACUCACUCGUCUCCUGGGAAGGACUCUGUUUAUGAUUAUCAGUCCAGAGGUUUGGUUAAAGCUUCUGGAAAGUCUUCCUUCACCACCUUUGUGGAUCUGGGCAUGUACCAGUCACCAGGCAGCACCGGGGAUAACAUAUCUGUGACCGGCUCCAGGUUUGAGCAGCUGAAGAUGGAGGUGAGGAAAGGCUCCAUGGUGAACGUCAACCCCACCAACACACGCCCCCCCAACGACACGCCCGAGAUCCGCAAGUACAAGAAGAGGUUCAACUCUGAGAUCCUGUGUGCCGCGCUCUGGGGUGUGAACCUGUUGGUGGGCACAGAGAACGGUUUGAAGCUGCUGGACCGGAGCGGUCAGGGCAAAGUUUACCCCCUCAUCAACUCCCGCAGGUUCCAACAGAUGGACGUCCUGGAGGGCCUCAACCUGCUCAUCACCAUAUCAGGCAAGAAAAACAAGGUGCGAGUUUACUACCUGGCCUGGCUGAGGAACAAGAUCCUCCACAACGACCCCGAGGUGGAGAAGAAGCAGGGCUGGACCACGGUGGGGGAGAUGGAGGGCUGCGUUCACUACAAAGUGGUGAAAUACGAGCGGAUAAAGUUCCUGGUGAUCGCGCUGAAGAACGCCGUGGAAGUGUACGCCUGGGCGCCGAAGCCUUAUCACAAAUUCAUGGCCUUCAAGUCUUUUGCAGACCUGCCACACAGGCCCGUCCUGGUCGACCUCACGGUGGAGGAGGGUCAGAGGCUGAAGGUCAUCUACGGUUCUUGCGCCGGAUUCCACGCAAUCGACGUCGACUCCGGAAACAACUACGACAUCUACAUCCCCGUUCACAUCCAGAGUCACGUGACGCCGCACGCCAUCGUGUUCCUGCCCAGCUCAGACGGCAUGGAGAUGCUGCUGUGCUAUGAGGACGAGGGCGUCUACGUCAACACCUACGGGCGCAUCAUCAAGGACGUGGUGCUGCAGUGGGGAGAGAUGCCCACGUCUGUCGCUCACAUCUGCUCCAAUCAGAUCAUGGGAUGGGGAGAGAAAGCCAUCGAGAUCCGGUCUGUGGAGACCGGACACCUCGACGGCGUCUUCAUGCACAAACGAGCUCAGAGGCUGAAGUUCCUCUGCGAGAGAAACGACAAGGUGUUCUUUGCGUCGGUGCGGUCCGGCGGCAGCAGCCAGGUGUACUUCAUGACCUUGAACAGGAACUGCAUCAUGAACUGGUGAAGGUGAACAGCUGAUCCAGGUCGGCGUGCGAGGGGAAACCCGGCAGGGUUCGGAGGAAGGAAGUGCAUCCAAAACUGUCCCACAACGCAUGCACACAAAUGUGAACACUUCUUUAUCUUUGUGUCUCGCUCACACACUCACUCUAAAACACACACACACACACUAAUAAUCUCUAAGCUCUUUCUAGCCGAGCGUUUGUACCGAGCCCCCCUGAAACAUCGCAGCUCCCUCGAAUCACCACGGAAACUCAGACGAGCUUCAGAUGUUGACGCCAUCUUAAUUUGUACUGUAUAUACUCUCGUGUUGAUUUCUUUACUUGGUGGACCCGUGUUCAGUCGUGACUUUAGUUCCUAAUCGUGAAGUACGUUAAAACAUUCCUGAUGCUUCGACAGUUCGUUUUGAAGAAGGCAUUAAUUACUGACACUAACCUGUUCGUCCAGAUGAAGCUGUAAAUACGUAGCACCUUAAACUUAGAGCUCAGUCACUGGCCUCACACACACACACACACACACACACACACACACACACAGGAUUAAAACACAACAAAGAGACGUCAGGACAAAGUAGCUCGUUUAAAUAUCUGGACAAACGAUCAAACCAUGACGGCACAAAAAGCUUCAGAUGAACCAAUCAGAAGAGACGUCAGCGCGUGUAAUCAGCGCUGACGUCUCCUGCUUCGCCUUUUUUUUGUAUCUAAACUUUUUGUUUUGGUAGAUUUACAAACUACAGACUUUGUUAUUUAUAUGUAGUGAUUCUGUAUUGGUAUUAGCCGACUGCUCUCCUUAAUUUACUGUAAUUAUAUUGCUGUUAUAUCGCAAUAUACGCUGUUCUCGUGGAGUCUUUGUUCGAGGAGGGGAGGUCGCGUGUUUGGCUGGUCGUGUUGGAGCGCGGUCACCGCGCGGUGAUCCGCUCCGCUGUACAUUACACUUUCACUUCGGCUCGUGUGGAUCUUUCUCGUGUUUUUUCGGUGGUUCAGCUCAGUGGAAAGAUUUGAAGUGGACGGCUGGAACACGAGACUUAUUAAUAUAUUUUCUAUCUGUACAUUCUGCCAAAGUUCACAGCAUCUUCUGCAUCAGGGGGGAUGAAACGAGGCCAAAGGAGCUGAAAUGAGAAACUCCUCGUGCAGAUCACUAACCAAUGUUCCUUCCAGGGUGUAAAUAUAUCCAAAAAAAAUCAGCUGACUGCUCACUAAUAAUCUGCUGUCGUGCUUUAUUAGCUGCGUGUCCUAUAAACUCUGUUAACGCUGCACCAGGCCACAGGUCGAGUCUGUGAAAGGAAUGUUGGCUCGUGAUCGACGGAGGUUUGUUUCAUACGUGGUCAGAGUCCCGGAUGACAUGAAUCAGUAGAACUUUACGGAUGAUUAGACUAAACACACACAGCAUGUACGCCAUCACAGUCGAUAUUUAAGUCGUUUUUAUUCUUCAGUCACGUGCCACAUUUCAGACGACGACGCCGUCGCACCAACACGAGCUCUGACACUCAAUCCUGAUU